Molecule: messenger RNA, 1615 nt
Organism: Eruca vesicaria subsp. sativa (arugula)
Lineage: Eukaryota; Viridiplantae; Streptophyta; Magnoliopsida; Brassicales; Brassicaceae
Source: the annotation of a GenBank genome assembly
AUGGCAAGCGAAUCAAGAACCAGAUGGGUUCUCCCUUACAAGACCAAGAACUUGAAAGAAGAUUACUCUCUUGGUCGUGUGCUCGGACAAGGCCAGUUUGGAACCACUUUCCUCUGUUCACAUAAGGAAACAGGUCAAAAGCUUGCCUGCAAAUCCAUACCCAAACGAACUCUCCUUUCUCAAGAAGAUUGCGACCAGGUUUUGAGAGAGAUUCAGAUAAUGCAUCACUUGUCUGAAUACCCCAACGUUGUCCGGAUACAAACCACGUAUGAGGAUGAUACUAACGUCCACCUUGUGAUGGAGCUUUGUGAAGGUGGUGAGUUGUUUGAUAGAAUCGCGGAGAAAGGUCAUUAUAGUGAGAGAGAAGCUGCUAAAGUCAUCAAGAGUAUUGUUAGCGUCGUUGAGACUUGUCAUUCUCUUGGUGUUAUGCAUAGAGAUCUUAAGCCUGAGAACUUCUUGUUCUCUUCUUGUGAUGAAGAUGCUUCUCUUAAGUCAACAGACUUUGGCGUCUCUGUUUUCUGCGAACCAGGCACAAGGUUUUCAGAACUUGUUGGAAGUGCAUACUAUGUGGCACCUGAAGUUUUACUUAAGCAUUACGGCCGUGAAUGUGACGUAUGGAGCGCUGGAGUUAUACUCUACGUUUUGUUAAGUGGUUUUGCUCCUUUCGAUGCUGGAACUGAUAAUGGGAUCUUUAGAGAGAUUUUACAGGGAGAGCUGGACUUUGAGACCGAUCCUUGGCCUAGCAUUUCAGAAAGUGCCAAGGAUCUUACAAUGAAAAUGCUUGAGAGCGAUCCAAAGAAAAGACUAACUGCUCAUCAAGUCUUGUGUCAUCCUUGGAUUGUGGAUGAUAUGGUUGCUCCAGAUAAACCAUUGGACUUUGCAGUAGUGUCCCGCCUUAAAAGGUUCUCUGCAAUGAACAAACUUAAGAAGAUGGCUUUACGUGUAGUUGCAGAGGGACUAUCUGAGGAAGAGAUCGGUGGGCUCAAAGAACUGUUCAAGAUGAUAGACACAGACAACAGUGGGACCAUCACGUUUGAGGAGUUGAAAGAUAGUAUCAGACGUGUUGGGUCAGAGCUUGUGGAAUCUGAGAUCCAAGAACUCUUGCAAGCAGCUGAUGUUGAUGAGAGUGGAACAAUAGACUAUGGAGAGUUUUUGGCUGCAACAAUUCACUUAAACAAGCUAGAAAGAGAGGAGAAUCUAUUGGCUGCAUUCUCUUUCUUUGACAAAGAUGCAAGUGGUUGCAUCACUGUUGAUGAACUCCAACAGGCUUGGAAGCAGUUUGGUAUAAAAGAUCCACAUCUUGAUGAAAUGAUCAAAGACAUUGAUCAAGACAAUGAUGGACAAAUAGACUAUAGAGAAUUUGUGGCAAUGAUGAGGAAAGGCAAUGGCAAUGUUGGGAUCAGAAGGAGAACAAUGAGGAACACUCAACUCUGGAAUUUUCUUGAAAGAACUUUCUGUUUCUGUUUUUAAAACCAGUUAUGACUAGUGUAACUGGAAUCAAGAUCUUAACAGUUAUCAAACAUUGAUCUCACCAGUUAUCAGACUCUUUGGUACAAAAGGGUUUUUGCCUUUUUGGCCUUAAUAUAAUGUGUCUUGAAAUGUUGGCAUUAAUAAC